This is a messenger RNA of Australozyma saopauloensis, 3243 nucleotides long. RefSeq lists its product as uncharacterized. Lineage: Eukaryota; Fungi; Ascomycota; Pichiomycetes; Serinales; Metschnikowiaceae. The transcript has a single exon. The record is from RefSeq and is a predicted model, not a curated record. The coding region runs from base 1 to 3243 and encodes 1080 amino acids.
AUGUCUGCUCAAAAUCAGAAGCAGCUACGGGAUCAGCUUCUAUCGGAGAAUCCGUCCACCAAUUCGCUUUCUGGAUUUGGCCCGGGCCAGCCCACUGCUGGUAAUACUGAUCGUGCGCAAUCUAUGCUGUAUCAAAUGGACUAUGUUCCUGAAAUCCAUCAGCCGCAUCCCAACCAACAAAGACCCCUUACAAACCAUGAUUUGGUGACACCUGUACUUGAUCUGCAAAGUCAUGCGAAUGCAUCCUCUCGUAAAAGCUCGAUGAACAUCCGUUUGUUCCGUAGAAAGGGCAAUGAACCUGUACACUUCGAUGACGACAAGGGCGCCGACAUUCUGGACUUUGCGGCUGCUCAGUGCUCCAUCAAUGACUUGACGCAUUUGCGCGAUUCAGGACGGUACAACACCAUGGGUUUUGGUGCGUCUGACACUGCCCCUAUCAUCCCUACGUUCGGAACCUUUGAUGGGAAACCAAAGAACAUGAACAAUGUCCAGUAUCGUAAACACAUGAAUCAUCAAAAGAAAAUGAAUCUUGCGCAAAGUGCGCGUGCCAUGUCUCUUGCUGGCGGCAAUCCAAUGGCUUCUGGUACCAGCCGAACACUGUCUCUUGUAGGUGGAGGAGGUCCCUAUGAUAGAGCCAUGUCUUUAGGUAUGGCUAGCGCUGCUAAUAACAGGGCCAUGUCGCUUAACUCCAAUGUGUAUCUCCAGCAGGGCCGGGGGCCGCCACCGCAGCAGCAGCAACGUCCUAUGAUGAGAAAUGGCGCCAUCUCCCCCAACCACAACUACCCCAUGGGUCAGCCUCACACAAUGUCUUUGAGAUCCAACAGUGGUUAUCCGCAACAACAAAGAGGUCCUCCGCCGAUGGGGGCUCGUGCUAACUCCAUGGGUAUGAGACUGAAUCCUAAUUAUUUCAAUGGUGGGCCGCCUGGUCAAUUUCAAGGCCAUCCUAGCCAAUUUCAAGGCCAAGGACAGCCACAGGGACCUCCCGGCCAUUUUCAGGGACAAGGUCCGCCACACGGCUCCUACGUUGGUGCUCAAGGCUAUCCUGGCCAAAUUCAAGGACAGCAAGGACAAUUUAUCUCUCAGGGUCUGUUUAAUGGCCCUCCUCGCACUAAAUCUUUCACCGAUCCAAGUAAACUAAUCUCACAGAAACAAGGCUUUCCUCCCAUCUCUCCACCAAUGGACUCCUCUGCAUCAAACAAUUCGACGCCCACCCUCAACCCAGGACCAAUUCCACAUCCAGCCUGGACCAAAGGCGCUUUGCUGGGUCUUGGUCAACAAUCCAAUGACUCUUUGAUGAAUGUAGUCGAGGAAGAGGAGGAAGAUUCAAAAAUCCACCCACAGAAAUCAGCUGGAGAUAGACUCUCUUUGAAAGAUUUCAAAAGCAAACCACUUCCAGCUCAUGACUUAGACUCGUUUCUUCCUCCUACCUCGCCAGGCGCAGACGAAGGAGAUCACGUCUUCCGCUUCGAUAAUAGUCUGAGUCCACAAGUCUCACGCAAGUCAACAAUCAAAAAAACAAACUCUAAAAGAGUCAGAAAAUUGGACUUAUUCAGUUCUGAUCCGGUACAAGACGAUGACAAAACCGAAUCUGUACAGUCUCCGCCACGGAUUAAUUGUGAAAACUUGGAUUCACCUCUGUCCCCAGCUGGCUCUCAAUCCUCUCCAAACUCGAAGAAAUCUGCAAUAAAGCUCAGAAGUUUGACUGCCAAUACAGUUUUCAGCAAUUUCCGUUCGGUACUGUCCCAAGGAACCGACUCUCUAAGCAAGCCAGAGGAGCAAUCCCCUGACUCAGAAAAUGUGAAAAGCUCUGGCGCUUCUCUGCGCACCGAAUUCGAGCAAGGAUUGAAUGCAUCCAACUCUGUGUACUCUGGCAGUACCAAGGGUCAGGAAAAAGAGACAACUGAUGAAUUCAAUCUUCAGAAGACCUUGCUGCAAUCUUCCAUGGUCUCCUCCGCCAAAAUUAGUGUCCCGGCAGAAAAGUUGGAUGAAGUAAGCAGUAAGCUUGAACCACUGCAAUCCAAAUCAUCUGCGUAUUCCGUUGAUGCUUCUGAACUGCAAAUCGACAAUCCGAAGAGACAUCUGCAGCUGCCUUCGGCUGAAGUAUUAACAAAAGCCUCCCAAGAAAUUGAACGUCGUGCUUCCACGCUUUCCCGCUCCAAUUCUGAGUUGAAAUUGCAAGGUUUUUUACCUACAAGCUCUCUUUUAAAGAAUACUAGCCGAAUUCCUUCGACUUCUUCUAUUCAAGAGCUUGACGAUGAUAAGAAGGACAAGAGAAAGUCUGGAGUAUCUGCUCGUGGGUUAAUUAAAAGAUUGUCGAAAUCAUCUAUCAAAAGAGCACCUGAAGAGCCCAAAGAGUUGGCGAAGGAGCCGUUCAGCUUCACAAAGGAAGAACUUGCAAUUAUGACCUGCAACAAUGAUUUGCAGAAUGAAUUGCAAUUGGUGACCAGUGAGUUGGCCUUGUCGAUCAAGCGGGAGUUGGACUUGGAGAAUCAAUUGAGGUCACGUCAAAAUACUCUUACAGGAUCUCAAAAGAUUCGGGACGGUCUGGCUGAUGCUCUAGCCGAAAAGUCUAGAAUAAUUGCUGAUCUUCAAGACAAGCUCAACAACGAACGCCGUCUCCGCUUCAUUAGUGAAGAGCAUGCAAUUCUCGCCGAAAAUGGACAGUCUCCGAGCGCGCUCAAAUUGGAUUACGAAAAAAAUGAAAUCUACAAGCAACUACUUGUUAAAAAUGAUUUGGUCACGCAGCUCCAAGACAAGUUAGAAGAAUCUGCUCAAAUUAGUAAUGGGGAUUCACAUGAGAGUCUUUUGUACAAGUAUAACGACCUAGUGAAGGAGAAUUCUGAUUUAAAAGCGCGGUUACGUGAUGCAGAAGCACAUAACCUCUCCAACGAUGAUGGUAAUACCGACGACACAAGCGAAGAUGAUUCUGACAGCGGUGCCAAUCAAGAGUAUGAGAAGGCACAGAUCAUGUCACUUCGUACACAGCGUGACGAACUACGCGAAAUGAUUGUGAAGCUCACAGUUUCGCAAAACACGGAAUUAAAAGUGGCCAAUGACCGCAUCAAAUUGCUUGAGACAAAGUUAGAGAAAGCCAACCCGGGGACCUUGAAACAAAGCCGCCGGCUGCUGAGAGGUGAGAACGAGUCGGUGUCUAAUAAAAGUACUGACCCUUUCAGUUCAAGUCAAGGAGGUAGGCUCCAAGGUCUUAACAUAGUGUCUCCAACCAACAAGUUGUUUGAUUAG